AUCUUUCUGACUCACACUCAAACCUUUUUCAACUCACUUUCAAGUUUCAAAUUCUAAAGGCAAGUAGGCAACCCUUUUAAUCUCAUCUAACUUCCAAGUUAUUCCUCAACCAACAACAUUAUCGAUUCCCAAAUUCUAAACACUCCCACAAACUCUUUAUAAGUCUUUCGAUCUUAUCAAGUUUCAAGGCGAUGAAACAGAUUCAAGGGUUCAGAAUUCGACUGAAGCUCGUUAAAGCCUUCAAAUGGGUAACUCAUGAAAGAAAGACGCAUUCCAGAUACAGUAAACUAAAACCAACAAACUGUAGAGAUAAAGCAAUAGCAAGGCUCUGCAAAUUAGGCCGGAGUUUGAAGAGGAGUCUUAAGGAGCUUUGCUGUUCGAAACCCGGUUCAGAUUAUGCUCGGAUCGGAGUGGGAAUCUCCGGUGAGAAAAAACCGGUGCCGAGAGGGCAUUUGGCGGUGUACUUUGGUGAAGAAGAAGACGAUGCACAUAGGGUUUUGGUGCCGGUGAUAUAUUUUAAUCACCCGUUUUUUGGCGAACUGUUGAGAGAAACUGAGAAGGUUUACGGGUUUGAUCAUCGUGGUGGCAUUCAUGUACCCUGCCGGAUAUCGGAGUUCGAGAAUGUACAAAUGAGGAUUUGUUCCGCCGGUGGUUGUGGUGGAAGACGCGGCCGUUCAUGGCGGAGCUGGUUGUAACUCAUGGGCUGCUACCUUUUUUUUUCUUUGCUGCCAACUUUUUACGGCUAUCUUGUAUCCUCUUAAACUUAUCUAAAAAAGAAAAGAAUAAGUUUUUGGGAUUUUGUUGAUCUUUUUUUUCUUCCUUCUUUUUAUGAUUUUAUCCUUGGUUCUCACUUUGUAAAUAGAAUUUCAAUUUUAUACUUUCUUUAAGUAA
This is a messenger RNA of Lactuca sativa (garden lettuce), 891 nucleotides long. Its product is annotated as SAUR-like auxin-responsive protein family. Lineage: Eukaryota; Viridiplantae; Streptophyta; Magnoliopsida; Asterales; Asteraceae. Gene Ontology annotation, biological process: response to auxin. The record is from RefSeq and is a predicted model, not a curated record.